GACCCCCAAUCCCCCCAGAUUCCCUCUCCGCCGCCGGCAAUGGCUUCCAAAUUCUUUCCUGCCGUCCCGCGGACUGCCCGCCAGCUUUUCCAGAGCCUCCCCAAGACCCAGACCCAGUACAGACCCUUCUCGGCCGCUCCGCAACGUUGCAGCGACUCCCUUGCCGUGCACCGCAACAAGCCCGACAACAACCCGACCGUCCCCUUCAAGUUCUCCGAGCAGAACCUCAAACUCAUCGAUGAGAUCCUCAAGCGCUACCCUCCCCAGUACAAGAAGGGCGCCGUCAUGCCCGUCCUGGACGUCGGCCAGCGCCAGCACGGCUACACCAGCAUCAGCGUCAUGAACGAGGUCGCCCGUCUCCUCGAGAUGCCCCCCAUGCGUGUCUACGAAGUCGCGACCUUCUAUACCAUGUACAACCGCGAGCCCGUGGGCAAGUACUUCGUCCAGCUCUGCACGACGACACCCUGCCAACUCGGCGGCUGCGGCAGCACCAAGAUCGUCGAAGCCAUCACAGAACACCUCGGCAUCACCCCGGGCCACACGACCAAGGACGGCCUCUUCACCUUCGUCGAGGUCGAAUGCCUCGGCGCCUGCGUCAACGCCCCCAUGGUCCAGAUCAACGACGACUACUACGAGGACCUGACCCCCGAAUCCAUCAAGACCCUCCUCACCGCGCUCAAGGAGUCCUCCGCCGCCGCCGCCGCCGAGGGCCAGUCCCCCAAGGUUCCCGCCCCCGGUCCCCUCAGCGGAAGACAGACCUGCGAGAACAGCGCCAGCCUAACGAACCUGGUCGACCCCGUCUGGGACCCCGCCACGAUGAUGAGAAAGGACGGUGCGCUGGAGGCUUCGACGCAAUAAAUGAGAUGAUGAAGUUAAAAUUUCUCCCGCGUUCUCACUCAUACUCAUACUCUCUCAAUACUCACUCCUAUGCUAUGCUAUAAUUUCGAGCAGAGAAUAUAGUUCUUUUUUUUUACACACCUAUCCCUCCUCGUUCACAUCUGGAUACCGUGCGCUGGAUCAGUUGAGCAUGUUUCCAGCUUCCCCCACCCCCAAAUUUCCCUUUUUCUUCCCUGGUUGGCUGGCUGGCUGGUAAAUUGGACGGACGGACGGACGCACAGACAGACGGACAGACGGGCCCCUUCCUUCCUACCAGGUAAAUGAUUAUGUACAGUACCUUGUUACCGCUAUUGCUAUCGUUAUUGUUGAUGUUAUUGCUGUUGUUGCUGUUGAUGUUUC
This is a messenger RNA of Aspergillus heteromorphus CBS 117.55, 1236 nucleotides long. Its product is annotated as complex I 24 kDa subunit family protein. The record is from RefSeq and is a predicted model, not a curated record. The transcript has 3 exons. Lineage: Eukaryota; Fungi; Ascomycota; Eurotiomycetes; Eurotiales; Aspergillaceae. Gene Ontology annotation, molecular function: NADH dehydrogenase activity. Bases 40 to 858 code for a protein of 272 amino acids.